Messenger RNA from Zychaea mexicana, 547 nucleotides. RefSeq lists its product as uncharacterized. Lineage: Eukaryota; Fungi; Mucoromycota; Mucoromycetes; Mucorales; Lichtheimiaceae. The coding region runs from base 292 to 501 and encodes 69 amino acids. The transcript has 2 exons. The record is from RefSeq and is a predicted model, not a curated record.
AUAAUAAUAAAUUAUGUCAAAGAAGUUUUCAAAGCACAUAAUGUACGUUUCCCGCAACAAUAUCUAGUACUGUAACCCUAGUUCAAGAACGGGGAGAAGUGUCUUAUUGCGAAGAAGCAUACUGGUUCUUAAGUGUGGUGAUGGUGGUGUAUUUUAACAACAGGUUACAACGUUAUUAUAAUGACUACAGGGAGUAGGGAAAUUCCAGCAAGACUUAAUCUUAUACAGUGCUCUUGAUCAUCGAUUGACAUUAUCGAUAUCGGUAAAGUUUUCAAAAAUUAUUACAAGGGGAUGGCACUGCGUCAGCUUUUAAAGAAUGUUAUGUGGUCUUCAGUAGAAAAAGAGAUCAUUCGGCCAUAUAUACACACGGCGGCACAGGAAUAUAACGCACCGCAUUCAUCUUAUAGAUGGAUCGCGGCCCCUGCCCUACCCUCCCAUUGCUGGGAGACCCUGCACUUUAGUCUGGGCAACAGAACCUAUCAUAAAAACAGAAGAAAGUGAAGUAACAAUCAUCCCCUCACUCGCUCUUCCGCAGCACCAGUACACA